Messenger RNA from Paramecium pentaurelia, 1615 nucleotides. Lineage: Eukaryota; Ciliophora; Oligohymenophorea; Peniculida; Parameciidae. The record is from the annotation of a GenBank genome assembly.
AAUGAGUUAUCAACUUUAUCCUAAGCCUUUCCAUUUUUGUAAAGUGAUUGAAAUAUUUUUAGAUUACUAUUUACCUUAUCCUCGCUAACUUGCCAUUCCUAUGAUUCCUCCUUAUAAUCUAAACAAUUAUCCUUAAUAAUUUGGCUCAUUUUAUAAUUAACCUAUAAUUGGAAACUCAUCAGACAAUUGUAUUGUUAUAGAAGAUGAUAAUGUAUGUUUAUUAUUUAUUAUUACUAUUUAGAUUUAACAUCCACUGAACCCAAAUCAAUAAUCAAUAAUUUAAACGUAAACUAAUAGAGAAUAGACAACUUAAUAAGAGUAGUUGAUGAUUCUAGAAUAGCCAUUAGAGAAAUAGAUGUAAUAAUAUGACAAAUUAAAUGAAAAUGAACCACACAUUAGAAUAAGUGUUUUUAAACAACAUUCAACUCAAAUUGAUGCUGAAUACAUUCUCUAAUAUGAUAGGUAUGUUAAUUAAUAAUUAUCAAUUAGAAUUUUAGGAAAUUAAUACAAAAAUGAAAUAAUUAUAGGAAGAAAAAAAUUAUAGGAUGAUAAAUCAGAAAAUUGUGAUAUAUGUAAUCAUUUUAAACUAAUAACUUUAGAAUUACCUCAUGGAGAUAAAAAUGUUGAAAAAGUCCAUUGUAAACUUUCAACUGAAAAAGGUUUCUCUUAUUCAAAUCUUCUAACAAAAUCAGUUCUACUAUUCUUCUCAUUAUUUAAGUCAAAUAAGUAUGCAAUGAAAUUACCAUUUUCAGUUAAAUAACAUAUAUACUCAUUUAUUAAGUAAUAAUAUUCAUAUUUCUUAGAGACAAGCCUUAAUUUUAUUUAACAGAUAAUGCAACUAAGACAGGAACAUUCUUAAAAAUAAAAAAGGAUAAUUACAAAAUUAUGUAAUUACAUAAUACAUAUCUAAUUGGAGCUGAUACAUACUUUCAUAUUAUGGAAAUCAAAUCAAAACCUACAUAAAUAAAAUAUAAAAAAAAUAAAGAUUUAAAUUAGUUUUAUAAUGCUCUAGCAAAAGAACAUAUAAGAAAAGGUGUUAAGAUUCAUGGACUUACAUUAGAAGAAAGUGAAUAAUUAAAUGUAUUAAUAAAUGAAUUCAGAACUAACAAUUUAACACAAAGAGCUCCUCAUAAAUUAAGUCAAUAUGAUAGACCCUAUUUAAAAUUUGCCUUCAAUAGUCCUUCUAUCAAUUAAAUUUAAUCUCAUAUAUUCAUUGCUAAAUAUGAUUAAGAAUCUGUAUUUAAAAUUGGAAGAUCCCAAGAAUGUGAUGUCAUUAUUAAUAUUAAUACUGUUUCUAGAAGAUAGGCACAAAUAAUAUAUAAAAAUAAUGAGUAUAAAUUAUAUACAUAUUAAGAUGGUACAUCCAUGAUGGUGAAGGUGUUAGAGAGUCAGCAAAUGGCACAUGGUAGUCUCUACAAAAUUAUUCAACGAAAAAUCAUGAAAAAAAAAUAUAAAGUAAACCCAGAUUGAUUGAAGAUUAAAUGGAGAUCAAAAUUAGUGAGAACAUUAUUAAGUUUGAUUUUGUAAACUUUGGUGUUACUAAAAAGUAUUUAUUUUAAUCAUUAUUUUAGACGAAAACUUAAUUAAGCUUUAAUUCAGGAUUUACUUUGGUGAU